AUGACAGAAUCUUUGGCUGACAAUUCAUUUCCAGCUACAUUUGAUGUAGAGUCAACAAUAAAUGUGAAAGCCAUACUUUUUGCUUUUACCACAGUUUUUGUUGCUGUCAUUUUGUUGGGUGGUGUAAAUACAAUUCUUAGUGAGAUGCCUGCACAAGAUACUUAUUCUGUUGUUAUUGAUGCAGGAAGCACAGGGUCUAGAGUUUCUGUCUUCCAUUUCAGAACAAAAAACACAGCUAUCUCUAAGGUAGUUUUGGAGGAAGAAGUCUUUCAGUCUGUUGAACCAGGAAUUUCAUGUUAUGCAAAUAAUCCAAUUAAGGCAGUGGAGACUCUUCACCCUUUGUUGCACAGAGCUAUAGAGCGUGUUCCAAGACAGUACCAGCCUUCAACACUUAUUACUUUCAAAGCAACUGCAGGUCUCCGACUGUUACCUAGGAAAGCUUCAGAAAAGAUCAUAAAUGUGGUCAGAGAACUGUUACAGUCUACACCAUUCUAUUUGCCUGAUCCUAGCAAAGUUGAGAUAAUGAGUGGUGAAAAUGAGGGAUUGUUUGCUUGGAUCACUGUGAAUUUUUUGUUACAUUUGUUGUGGAAAUCACACGAUGAGAGUACAGUGACCAUUUUUGAUCUUGGCGGUGGAUCUGUACAGGCUGCAUUUGAGAUCUUAGAAAUGAGUGGAUUACCUGACUUCCUUGCCAGAGAUGUUAUUAAAAUGUUGUUGCUGAAAUCAAAAUUCAACAUUUUUACCAAAAG
Molecule: messenger RNA, 749 nt
Organism: Candidula unifasciata
Lineage: Eukaryota; Metazoa; Mollusca; Gastropoda; Stylommatophora; Geomitridae
Source: the annotation of a GenBank genome assembly